CCGAGAGAACACCAAAUGGAGGAUGACGCCGGUGCAGCAGCGGGGGGGCCCGGAGGCCCUGGUGGCCCUGGGAUGGGGAACCGCGGUGGCUUCCGCGGAGGUUUCGGCAGUGGCAUCCGGGGUCGGGGUAGCGGCCGUGGACGGGGCCGGGGCCGAGGCCGCGGAGCUCGCGGAGGCAAGGCCGAGGAUAAAGAGUGGAUGCCCGUCACCAAGCUGGGCCGCUUGGUCAAGGACAUGAAGAUCAAGUCCCUGGAGGAGAUCUACCUCUUCUCUCUGCCCAUUAAGGAAUCUGAGAUCAUUGACUUUUUCUUGGGGGCCUCUCUCAAAGACGAGGUUUUGAAGAUUAUGCCGGUGCAGAAGCAGACCUGUGCUGGCCAGCGCACCAGGUUCAAGGCGUUUGUUGCUAUUGGGGACUACAAUGGCCACGUCGGCCUGGGUGUUAAGUGCUCCAAGGAGGUGGCCACUGCCAUCCGUGGGGCCAUCAUCUUGGCCAAACUCUCCAUUGUCCCGGUGCGCAGAGGCUACUGGGGGAACAAGAUCGGCAAGCCCCACACCGUCCCUUGCAAGGUGACAGGCCGCUGCGGCUCUGUGCUGGUGCGCCUCAUCCCUGCACCCAGGGGCACUGGCAUCGUCUCAGCGCCUGUGCCCAAGAAGCUGCUCAUGAUGGCUGGUAUUGAUGACUGCUACACCUCAGCCCGGGGCUGCACUGCCACCCUGGGCAACUUCGCCAAGGCCACCUUUGAUGCCAUCUCUAAGACCUACAGCUACCUGACCCCUGACCUCUGGAAGGAGACUGUGUUUACCAAGUCUCCCUAUCAGGAAUUCACUGACCACCUUGUUAAGACCCACACCAGAGUCUCCGUACAGCGGACCCAGGCUCCAGCUGUGGCUACAACAUAGGGUUUUUGUACAAGAAAAAUAAAAUGAAUUAAGCCUGUUAAAAAAAAAAAAAAAAAAAUAGACAGCUAGCAAACAUCAGGAGACAUGCUGGUGCUGGAGAUGGAACCUGGGCACCACCAGAAGAGUCAUGGUAUUUAAAACAGUGGAGAGACAAGUACAGUAAGAUAGGACCUGAAAAUAGACCUUCACAUUUACCUGUUAGUGGCUAGCAGUGUUCUGGAGAAAUUUUAGUACAGAAAUAAUAAAAAUGACAGUAACAGGGGUAGUAGUUUACUUCUGGUAACAGUGAAGGAGUGAAGUAGUCGUGUGAAUCCAGAGGGGAAGACAGUUAUAAAAACUGGAUGAAAAAAAUAAAGACACUAUAAAGCCUCCAAAAACAGAAGCUGGAGGAGAGUUUCUAAAAAACCUGCGCAUGAAGGGGAUGAGAAUUGUGUGUGGGUUUUUUGUUGGUUUGUUUUUGGUUUUGUUUUUUUGGUCCCUGAGUUCUCUCUAUCUCCACAGCUACAGCUGCAAAAAAAACAGUACUGGGACAAGCACUCAGCAUCCCCACCUAAAAGGGCCAGGAGUUCAGAGUUCUAACAGAACAGCUGACAAUUAGGGGAAAUCCCUAAAAGCAGAGAAAUCCCAGAGUGGAUGAUUCCCAACUCUGGCCAAAUCCUGACUUCCAAAUUUCAUAGGCAUCAGGGAGAACCACAAGGCUUAAAAAGGAGCUGUGGAGGCUGGGUGUGGUGGCUCACGCCUAUAAUCCCAGCACUUUGGGAGGCCGAGGCAGGCAGAUCACAAGGUCAGGAGUUAGAGACUAGCCUGGCCAAUAUGGUAAAACCCCAUCUUUACUAAAA
Molecule: messenger RNA, 1739 nt
Organism: Chlorocebus sabaeus (green monkey)
Lineage: Eukaryota; Metazoa; Chordata; Mammalia; Primates; Cercopithecidae
Source: RefSeq, a predicted model, not a curated record